AUUUACUUAAUUCUAAGGAGUGCUCUGUUCAACAACAAAACAAAGAUUCCAGUUCAGUCAUCUGUUGAUCCUUAUGUCGUCAUAUCUAGCACUUCCUACCUGCCACAUUACCAUGUGCAAACAGUGGGGAAACUAAAGCUCCACACCUGAGCAGAGGAAAAGCCUUUCAUAUUCUGUACACUUUCUUGGUUUUCAGUCACUACACAGAGCAGCUUGGGUUUUUACCGCCUCAGGACAACCAAAACUCCAAUCAAUAAUAAAGUUUAUUUUGAGCAUUCUCAAAUGAACAGAUUAGAUUCAUGGAAGCAAAAUGUUAACUUAGGACAGGAAGAGCAAGGAAAUUUACAGGACUGAAAUCAAAGAAACGCGAUCGACAACAUUGAAACAUGUCUAUUGCUAUCGUGCUAAAGAAGAUUUCAAACUUACCUGGGAAAUAUGAUCGAAAAGUAGAGUUGUCUUUUAGAGAUUUUACUCACAAAACCAAGAUUCUCCAAUGUGAAAACAUAGCGAUUUUUAAUGAGCACUUCAGAUGGCCACACUAUGGGAAAAUCUUGAAGGAUGAAGUGCUCUCCAUUAGUGUGUACAACUGCAGCAAGAUGUUCAGUAACAGACUGCUGGGGAAGCUGGUGAUUAGUCUGCAGCAUGUGGUGACAGCAGGAAGACUGGUCCUGAGGGAACCUCUUACAGACAGCAACCACAGUCUGACUGAUAUAUAUGUUGAGUUGGAUGUGAGGUUCCACCCUUUACAAGGUGCAGCUGGUGACUGGACUAGUGAAGACUUCCUUAGGGUAGAGGAUACCGAUGAAACUGGCCUUGUGAUUCGAAACACUGGCUUUCUUGAACCUGGAAACUUGCGGCCACAGCAGCAAGAUCGAGAAGCCAGGGCACUUGGCCGUAGUUUGGUAAAGACCGACAAUGAAGAUGGAGAUGAUUAUGAUGAUUAUGAUGACGAUGAUGAUGAUUAUGAUUUUUCAGACAUGGAUUGUACCAAUAUUACAUUUACCCCCAUCUUCAGCCGAUGUGCACCUUUAUCGAAGCAUGAACUUGCUGUUGCCCCAAAGGUCAAGUCCUUCCAGGUGAAUGUCAAUAUAAUAGAGGCUCAGAAGUUGGUGGGUGUAAACAUCAACCCCGCUGUGUACAUCACAAUAGGAGAUGAGAAGAAACAUACACUCACCCAGAAAUCCACCAAUUGUCCAUUCUUUAAUGAGAACUUUCUGUUUGAGUUUCAGGAGUUCCAAGAUGUGCUUUUCGAUAAAGUUAUUCAAAUUUCUGUUGUUCACAAAAAGAUGCUUGCAUUUCUGAUGACCCACAUUGGCUCCUUCAAAAUAGACAUCAGUACAGUCUACCACCAGCCAGACCACCGUUUCUACCAGAAAUGGGCUCCACUUACAGACCCUAAGGACACCCGCUCAGGGAUUAAGGGCUAUGUAAAGUGCACGCUGAGCGUUAUGAUGAAGGGGGACCCUAUGGGAAUUGCCAGUUUGCCCUCUGUCACCAGUCAGAAUGAUGACAUUGAGAAGAACUUACUCCUUCCUAAGAGGAUGCCAGCAGAACGACCAUGGGCCAAGUUCCUGCUGAGAAUCUAUAGAGCGGAGGACCUUCCCAGCAUGAAUGAUGGUUUUAUGGGCAGCUUCUCCAAAAUGAUUGGCGAUAAAAAAGUUUUCAUUGACCCAUAUGUGCAGGUCACGUUUGCUGGCCAGCAGGGAGAGACGUCAGUCGACACAGGCACCAAUUCACCAGUGUGGAACGAGCAGAUCUCUUUCAUCGAGCAGUUUCCUCCCCUUUCUCGACGAAUCAAAAUUCAGAUCCUUGAUGAUGCCAACAUUGGUGAUGUAGCUGUGGCCACACACUUCCUUGACCUCCAGCAAAUCUCAAACCCCAACAGAAAUGGGUUUAAUCCAACUUUUGGGCCAUCGUGGGUCAACUUAUAUGGGUCACCUCAAAACUCCUCACUGCGUGACAUCCACCGUGACCUAAACGAGGGCCUGAGUGAGGGCAUCUUCUACCGGGGCAGAGUGCUGCUGUCUCUGACAGUGGAGGUUUACUCAUCCCCUGCAGUUGCUGUAGUGGAGAGUAAAGCCAUUGCCAGUGUCAAGAACACGAUGAGCAAACUUACAUUUAAGCGGAAAAGCAAGAAGUCCAAAGAAAAGAUGACAAAAGAAAAUGAUGGUGUGCAGGCUCGCAGUGGUCCUUCUGAAGAGUCAGAGGAGGCCACAUCUGAGGUUCCAGCAGCAGUCACUGUUGAAGUGGAGGAGAUUCAUCCUCUUCCUGAGAACUUCACAGGUGCAAAAGAGGAAUUCUUGCUGUUUGCAUCAUUCUUUGAGGUGACCAUGAUGGAUCCAUCCAUUGGCUCCAGAUAUGUUACCUUUGAGCUAUCUAUAGGAAACUAUGGCAAAACAUCAGAUGUGAUAGUAAAGAGUGAGAAGAGCAGUGGUCAUGAUGAUGUGGCAGAAGACCAACAGCCUCUAUUAGCCACAGAGGAUGAGCUGGAGAGACAAGAACCGCCUGGAAUGGGCUCUAGGGACAAGUCUGUAACAACACCCAGAAGGGCACAGCCCACUGAAUAUGAUGGGUCUUUCCGCUGUAUUCCCCUGCUACGUGAAAAACCCUGUCUUUAUGUAUGGAACUAUUUUGAGGACCACACAUUUCGUUACUACAACUGCAACUGGCUGUACAAGAUGGCUGACAGGCUGGAAUUUGGCAUUGAUGAGGUUGAGAUGCUUUUAAAAAGACCAAGAAGUAAUGCCAAGGAGCGCUUAAUGGAACUCAUGAUGGAGUUUGUUUCCACCUGCAAACAGUAUAGUGCAAGCUUGGAAAGGAAAAGGCAGUCACGGCCAAACAACCUUGACAAGUGCCGCACAGCCUUCAUUAAGAGAAACAUAAUCAUUCUGGUCAAGCAGGCUCUAAGAGUGCAGAGGAGGGUAACAAGACGGACAGUUCGAGAGAAGCUGGCUGAUGUCAGACGCAUCCUAAAGAGAUUAUACUUCCUGGCUAAAGAGCCUCAGAGCACUCUGCCUGAUGUGUUUCUCUGGAUGAUAAGUGGAGGGAAGAGGAUAGCAUAUGCCCGGAUCCCAGCGCCCUCCAUCCUUUUCUCUCUAGUAGAGGAAGAGAAAGGCAAAAACUGUGGCAAAAUCACAUCCAUUUACAUGAAGACAUCUGGAGGACCACUGGGUGAGAUCUUUGCAAAACUGGAAAUCUAUAUGUGGCUUGGUGUCACAAAGUAUUCGAAAAACUGUGUCACAAGCCUGCCUUCUGAAUUCAGGCCCAUAUAUGAGGAAGCAACUUUUGGGAUGCCAAUACCCCCAAACAUGCCACCCACUAAAUUAGCUGUGGAUGACAGUCGUUAUUUCCAGCUCCGUGCACACAUUUACCAAGCACGUGGCAUCAUUGCUGCAGAUGAUGAUGGCCUCUCAGACCCUUUCAUUAAGGUUGUGUUCUCCAAUCAAUGCCAAGUCACACAGAUAUUGGAGGAUACUCUGUCCCCAACAUGGUGUGAGUUGCUGCUGUAUGAUCAGAUCCUCAUGGAAGGCAGCAAAGAUGACUUCAGGAAUGACCCCCCUGUGGUUAUCAUCAAUAUCUACGACUAUAACAAACUAGGCAGUCCACAGUCACUAGGUCGAGCAUUUGCUGAACCAGAGCUGAAAUUUGUGGAGGAGCCAUAUAAGAAACCCCUGCUAAAGUUCUUUGACAUCUCUAAAGGGAAAAGCAAUGCUGGAGAGCUACUGGCUGCAUUUGAGCUGAUUGAGCUAGAUUACUCUGGCUUCGGAGAGCCUGUACUACCACUGGAUGUGGAGCCCAGAGAGCCGGAGUACUUGGAGUCAGAGAGACAUUACAUUAUCCCAGAAGGAGUGCGGCCCGUUCUUAGGAAAUUCAGGAUAGAGGUCCUGUACUGGGGUCUGCGGGACCUGAAACGUGUGAACCUAUUUGAAGUGGAAAAGCCUCAGGUGCGAAUGGAGUGUGCAGGACAGAUGAUUGAGUCAGAAGAGAUUGAAAAUUACAAGCAGAACCCCAACUUCAUUGAGGUUGUUAGAUAUUUUGAUGUGGAGCUUCCAGAGCUAGUGUACCUGCAUCCUCCCCUCACCAUCUUUGUGAUGGAGCAACGGGCAUUUGGACGGUGGGUGUUGGUGGGGACUCAUGUUGUGCAGAGUCUCAUGCACUUUGCACCUAAAGACCUUGAUGACUGGAAGGAGGAUGACGAGGAGGAGCCUCAUGAAGAGAAAGAAACUCCAAAACAGAACACUGCUCUGCAGACAGUAAUGAGUAUGGACCUGAGAGGACUUCCCCUAAAAGACACAAAAAUUCCCAUUAACCCUUUCAAUCUAGUCACUGCUCCACUGAAAGCAGUUACAAAGAAGGAGGAAGAACUUGAAGAGGAGGAGCCAGAAAAGGAAGAACUUGACUGGUGGUCUAAAUAUUAUGCAUCACUGGAGGAACUUGAAAAUCAGUUGGAAAAGGAUGAUGAUAUGGAUGAUCCACAAGAUGGAGAGGGAGGGAACUUUAACAUAUCUUCUAUAGAGGUAGAGGAGGAUAAUGCAGUGAUUGUUGAAAUUGAGCCACCCAAGCCAAAGAGAAAGAAAAUUGCUACAUUGAAGCUGUACAAGUUUGAGCUAGAAAAUGAAUUCAGUCAGUUCAUGGACUGGCUACACACCUUUCCCCUCUACAAAGGCAAGUCUAAUUGCGAUGAUGAGGAGGAGGAUGGAAGUGACAGAAUAAUGGGCAAAUACAAGGGUUCGUUUCUGAUCUACCCUAUUGCCCUUGAAGAUGAAGAUGAAGACAUUGACUUUCAGAUCACUAAAGGAAUUCCCAAAAAUUCCCCAAUCAAAAUCCUUGUUCGUGUAUAUGUGGUAAAGGCCACAAACUUGGCCCCAACAGAUCCAAAUGGGAAAGCGGACCCAUAUGUAGUCGUGAGAAUUGGACAGCAGCAGCAAGACUCCAAGGAGCGCUACAUUCCCAAACAACUGCACCCUGUGUUCGGAGAAGUGUUUGAGCUAACGGUGUCCUUCCCUCUGGAGACGGAGCUUACGCUGACAGUAUUUGACCAUGACUUGGUGGGAUCUGAUGAUGUGAUUGGAGAAACACGCAUUGACCUGGAGAACCGUUUCUACAGCCGCCACCGAGCUACAUGUGGUCUCUCAAAGCGCUAUGACAAGGAUGCCUAUAAUAUGUGGCGAGAUGCCAAGAAACCAUAUACCCUUUUGGCUGACCUCUGCCGAAAAAAUGGGUUCCCACCCCCUGAGUACAGGGAGUCAGAAGUCAAAGUUCUCAACAAAUUAUUCAAAAUUCCCGACGAGGAUUUUCCGGAAGAGCUGCUGAAGAAGAAUAAAAAGACAGAGGAGGACUAUGAGGAGAUGGACCAGCACAAGGCUUUAAGUGUGCUUCACCGCUGGGAAGAGAUGAGAGAGUUUUCUGUGGGAGCUUGUCCUCUGGUGCCUGAGCAUGUGGAGGUCCGAUCACUGCUCAACCCAGAUAAACCAGGCCUGCCCCAGGGCUAUGUUCACAUGUGGAUUGACAUGUUUCCUGUAGAUGUACCCGCGCCUCCUCCCGUCAACAUCAAACCCAGACUCCCCAUUAGCUAUGAGCUUCGGGUUAUUAUUUGGAAUACCGAUGAUGUUGUUUUGGAUGAUGUUAACCCAUUUACAGGAGAGCCAUCAAGUGACAUUUAUGUUAAAGGUUGGAUUAAGGGACUGGAUGAUGAUAAGCAAGAGACAGAUGUGCAUUUUAAUUCGCUGACAGGAGAAGGCAAUUUCAACUGGCGCUUCAUCUUCCGCUUUGAUUACUUGCCCACAGAGAAGGAAAUCAUAUACAAAAAAAAAGAGUCCAUAUUUUCACUAGAAGCGUCAGAGUUUCGGCAGCCAGCUGUGCUGGUGCUACAGGUUUGGGACUAUGACCGUAUUGGUUCCAAUGACUUUUUGGGAUCAAUUGAGCUGCGACUGAGUGAUAUGGUUCGUGCAGCUAAAGCCUCUGAAGUAUGUAGUGUGAAGAUGGCCAAGGACAAGGCCAGCCCGCGCUUUUCCAUCUUCCGCAGCAAGAGAAUGAAAGGCUGGUGGCCCCUCAUCAAACUAAAGAGUCAAGAGGACAUUGAGAGGGAGGAGAGAGAUGCGGAACUAGAGAAGAAUAAGAAGAAAAAGAAAAAGAAGCAGAGCAAACGCAGCAAGAUGAAGCCAGAAGACAUACAGUUUGUAGACUGCAGUGGAAACACUUUCCUCUUAACGGGCAAAGUUGAGGCUGAAUUUAACUUGUUGACUGCUGAAGAAGCUGAGAAGAACCCUGUGGGCAAAGCACGCAAGGAACCAGAACCACUAGACAAACCAAAUCGUCCCAAGACAUCUUUUAACUGGUUUGUGAACCCAAUGAAGACCUUUGUGUUCUUCAUCUGGAAGAAGUACAAGAAAUACAUCAUUGCUUUGAUUAUUCUAGCAAUUCUUACACUGUUCCUUUUCCUCAUCUUGUAUACCCUGCCCACACACAUCAGUCAGCUUAUUGUAAAUGGCUGACAAGUGUGAGAGGAAACAUUUAUUGUGACUGAUUCUUUUUAUAGAAAUGGCAAUAAUAAGAACCUAUCUGCCAAUGUUAGGCUGCUCACUCUCAUGAUCACAAAUAUUCCUUAUAGACUGAAUUAAUGUAUAUAUUCUCUAAUUUACUUCAUUGGAUUAUUGAUUGUUGCUUUUAUAUGUAUAAAUGUAAACCUAUAAUAAUGUUGAAUGUAUUUUUUUUGUCUGUUCUGAAAUAUUUUGGUAUUUAAUUUAACUGUAACUGGUUAACUGUAAACAGCUUGAACAGUGUGAAAUAUGAGACUGUUCAGUGUGGACAAAGACAAAUGCAACAUUCACAAUAACAGAUUUGUCUACAUUAAAUUGACAACAGUCUGUAACUACAGCCUACAAAUUCAUAUUUAUAUGGUCCUUUAAAGCAUUUUUGUUAAAA
Molecule: messenger RNA, 6924 nt
Organism: Silurus meridionalis
Lineage: Eukaryota; Metazoa; Chordata; Actinopteri; Siluriformes; Siluridae
Gene: fer1l4
Product: fer-1 like family member 4
Exons: 46
Coding region: 387-6494 (2035 amino acids)
Biological process (GO): plasma membrane organization
Cellular component (GO): membrane
Source: RefSeq, a predicted model, not a curated record